This is a messenger RNA of Acanthisitta chloris (rifleman), 933 nucleotides long. RefSeq names its product keratin, type I cytoskeletal 13-like. Gene Ontology annotation, molecular function: structural molecule activity. The record is from RefSeq and is a predicted model, not a curated record. The transcript is spliced from 6 exons. Lineage: Eukaryota; Metazoa; Chordata; Aves; Passeriformes; Acanthisittidae. The coding region runs from base 1 to 933 and encodes 310 amino acids.
AUGCAGAACCUCAACGACCGCUUGGCCUCGUACCUGGACAAGGUGCGGCUCCUGGAGGGGGACAACGCCGACCUGGAGUGCAAGAUCAGGGAGUGGUAUGCCAAGGUAGGGCCCAGCUGUGAGCCACGGGACUACAGCUGCUACCACAAGGAAAUCGAAGACCUUCAGAACCAGAUCCUGUGUGCAGCCAUGGAGACUAACAAAAUCCUUCUGAACAUAGACAACAAUAGGAUGACUGCUGAUGACUUCAGGGUGAAGUACGAGACCGAGUGUGGCCUGAGGCAGAACGUGGACGCUGACAUCUGCAACCUCCGGCCCGUGCUGGACCAGCUGGCCAGCUGCAAGACCGACCUGCAGCUGCAGUGUGAGGCUCUGCAGGAGGAGAUGUGCUGCCUCAAGACCAACCAUGAGGAGGAGAUGAGCUGUCUGAGGAAACAGGCGACUGGGGAUGUGAGCGUGGAGGUCAAUGCCUGCCCUGGCCCAGACCUGAGGAAGAUCCUGGAGGAUCUGAGGUGCCAGUACGAGACGCUGAUGGAACGCAACCGCAAGGAGACGGAGCAGUGGUAUGCCUGCAAGGUGGAGGAGGUGAAUCUGGAGGUGGUCACCAGCAGCCAGGAGAUUGAGUCAAGCAACAAGCAGGUCACCGAGCUGAGGCGUCAGCUGCAGGCCCUGGAAAUCAACGUCCAAGCCCAGCUGACCAUGAAGGAAAACCUGGAAUCCUCUCUGACGGAAACCGAAUGUCGCUACAACAAGUACCUGGUGGAGCUGCAGAACCAGAUCUCCUGCGUGGAGCAGCGCCUGGCCGAGAUCCGAGCGGAAAUGGAGUGCCAGAACCAGGAAUACAAGACCCUCCUGGACGUCAAGUGUCGCUUGGAGCAGGAGAUCCAGACCUACCACUGCCUGCUGGAGGGUGGCCAGCACGACAUCAUGUAG